CCUCCACCUUCCCCUCUGCUAGACAGCCAAUCAGAUCAGCCAGCUUGCUGGAGUUGAAGGGCUCCGAAAGUAUAAAACUGAAGAGCUUGCAACAGAGAGGUAUAGGAGCUUGGGCUCUAGGAACAAAGUGAAAAGAGAAGGGUGCACAAACUUUGCACGCUUCAGCAAACUACCUGGCAAUAAAUCCAAUCAAAGAACAAGAGCCAAAGGGCAAAGCAAGAGGAACAGCGUGCAAAACAAUGAAGACAACCCUCACGACCGUGACUCUGAGUCUGGCCGUUCUGGUGGCCACCGGCAACCCCUUCGAGAGGAGAGGCGGCAAGGAGAAGAGGGUGCAGUACGCGGCGUGGGACGAUGUGAACGUCAUCGCCCACGGACUCCUCCAGCUGGGCCAGGGACUCAAGGAGCACGUGGACAAGACCAAGGGCCAGGUGAGGGACAUCAACGCCAAGCUGAAGGCCUUCAAUGUUACCGUGGCAGACAUGGGCAAGGAGAGCCUGAGGCUGCAGGGGGAGGGCGAAGUGCUGAAGGCCAGGGCCCAGGGGCUUGAGGACCGGGAGGUCAGAGUGCUCAACGUGACAGCGGAGCUGAGGGAGAAAACAGAGAAGAUGCUGCAGGAGAGGAGGAGGGUGGAUGAGAGGAUGAACAAGCUGGAGGAGAAGGUGGACGGCAUGCUGCAGGGAGAGGGGCUGCCCGACAUGAGCACCGGCAACACAGCCAACUUCAGUGACGCGCACAUUAUUCAGUGGAUGUUGGAAGCUCAGAAUAAACGUAUUGAUGACCUAGUCGACAGAAUCCGACUCCAGCAAGAAAAGCUUGACAAGCAAUCCCUGCGCAUCAGAACCUUGCAACACCAGAUUCAGUUGACAAAAGAGAGACCAGCAUUCAGGCGUAAACCAGAAGAGGCCGUUCAAAAUAGCAGUAUUGAGCAGCGCGACUCACCCAUCGAGAUGGCCUCAGACUGCCACGAGCUGUUCCUCAGAGGCGAGACGACCAGCGGAGUUUACACCAUUCGGCCGUUAAACUCCCAAUCCUUUGAGGUCUUCUGUGAAAUGACAGCCGAAGGUGGUUGGACCGUGAUCCAGAGGCGCCAGGAUGGCUCGGUUGAUUUUGACCAGUUGUGGCAGGCCUACCGGAGUGGCUUUGGCAGCCUGAAUGGUGAGUUCUGGCUUGGUCUCGAGAAGAUGCACGCCGUGGUCAAAGACACGGACUACAUCCUCAAGGUCAAGUUCUCCGAUUGGAGGGAAGACACCGAGACAAUACAGUACCCCAUCCGGAUGGACGGGGAGGAGAGCCGCUAUGCCCUCCACAUCAAGGAGACCUCCCCUGGCAACCUGCAGAGUGCCCUGGCCACCGAGGACGCUGGCGUCCCCUUCUCCACCCGAGACCGAGACAACGACAGGAAGAGUGACACCAACUGUGCCAAACACCUUUCUGGCGGCUGGUGGUUCAGCAACUGUGGACACUCCAACCUGAACGGCCGCUACUUCAUGAGCCCUCCUCCCAAGCAGAGACACCAGAGGAAACAAGGUGUCUUCUGGAAGACGUGGCGUGGCCGCUACUAUCCCCUGAAGACCACCACGAUGAUGAUCGCCCCAGCUGCCAUCGAGAACAAGUUGUAGAGGGUUGGACGGCAGGAUCAAGAGUUUUCUCUUCCUGAACUGAAACAACUGUUCGAGGUGGUUGGCCGUGGAGUUGGGUGAACCGCCCACUUUAGUGUAGGCCUCAGCCAGUGAGACUCACAGCAGAGCCAAGGCCAUUGUUAUCGCCAAACAAACUCAUACUUGAAUGGGCUCCAUGUUUCCAAGAGCUCUGUUUCGAAAGUCUUCAAGCCUCCUUAGCUAGAAGCACAACCGAACAAUGCAGAAAUGUCUGUGUAAGAUUAUGAGUGCAUGUUUAUCUAACAGUGGAAAGUUAAUGCUGUGGUUUUACCACAGUUCUGAUGUGUUCUCUUAAUCACUGUUGAAACCAGCGAUGGGCCUCUCAGAUUAAAUCAAAGGAACAGAUUUAGGCCAGUUCUGACAUGUUUUUGUGUGUUAAAAGAAAAAAGUAAAAAGUAAAGGCAUUUUCCGCAUGUUAAGACCCAUAUAUGACAGACAGGUUUCUGAAUGCUAGGACUCAGAAGUUGAACAGUGAUUUCUAGCUAGAACAUAGUUAACCCAGCAUCAACACCAGCCUAUCUACAUUAGUUGUUUAAGUUGGGCAACACUAGAGUUUCUGAAUCAAAUUAUAUGGACCAAAUGGUAAAUUGUUGUUUUACACAUUAAUGGCAUUAGCAAUCCAAAGGCAUUAUGAGUAGACAUUAUCACUAAACUAGAACUACAGUACAUAAUGGAACAAAGUGUGUGAAGUAUUUUUCAACCAAAUAGUGGUUUCAUAGUCUACAUCUCAACUUUCAUGACAUUUUUAUUUUGAAUCAAAGUAUUAUCCCUCUGGGGCUCCGUUUGUCGUGGAGAUGUUUGUCCUUCAGUCAUAUUGACUGCUCUUUAAAUGACCGGUCAUCAAUUUCUGUAUAUAGUGUACGAUGAAUGAAUGUCGACUGUCUCUUCAGAACCUUUACUGUAACUUUAUCUAGAGUUCUUGUUGAUGACUUCUUUCCCCCCCAUUUUAUUUAAAAGCUGUAAAGAAUCGUUAUAUAUUUCUGCUAUUGCUUGUAUGUAAUUUAUAUUGUCUGUCAUGUUUUCCAGUUGUGAAAUUGCUGUUGUUUUUUUUAAGAGAAAUUAAUCUAACCUUUGGCAUUAAC
Messenger RNA from Esox lucius (northern pike), 2743 nucleotides. RefSeq names its product angiopoietin-like 4 (gene angptl4). The transcript is spliced from 7 exons. The coding region runs from base 240 to 1622 and encodes 460 amino acids. Lineage: Eukaryota; Metazoa; Chordata; Actinopteri; Esociformes; Esocidae. The record is from RefSeq and is a predicted model, not a curated record. Gene Ontology annotation, molecular function: enzyme inhibitor activity. Gene Ontology annotation, biological process: triglyceride homeostasis.